Molecule: messenger RNA, 303 nt
Organism: Vavraia culicis subsp. floridensis
Lineage: Eukaryota; Fungi; Microsporidia; Pleistophoridae
Exons: 1
Coding region: 1-303 (100 amino acids)
Source: RefSeq, a predicted model, not a curated record
AUGUUUUUGAUAAUAUUAACACCAGGACAACGUACGAAUCCACCCGUAUUUUAUUCGUUCCAGCGCCAUGCUCAGGUAUCCAUUCGAUUGUAUCAACUUGCGAUAACAGAAGAACCAUUGCCACUAUUUGACUCGUUCUAUAUUUUUGUGCGGGCACUAGAAGCACAAAAGCGUGAACAACGCAAUGAACCGAACAAAACACGCCUAAAAUCACAAUACAAAAUCUUUAAAACUAAGACGGCAAUUUCAGAUACACUAGAAUAUAACAUAAGAUCAAAUUACUUUUUUAAUCGUAACAUAUAA